CAAACAUCCUCACGUCAAGCCUUCCACGGCGUUUACCCGUCGUUGACCCCCCCGAGAGCCCCUGUCCCAAUCCAUGUCUUCCUUUUCUUCUACGUAAUACUACUGACUGUUGCUCUGUCACUGCUCCUUCUGUUGCCUGGUGUCGCCGUUCCCAUUCGAUAUCCAAACUGCGCAGCGAAAGCUCCCUUACACCCACCCCAUCCCACCAGAUAUCUAUUGAUCUCGUCACUGACUUCAUUCUCGGAGUAGGAAGAGAUCUUUGUUUCAGGUUGCGUUGCUUUCAAUCGUCUUCUCCUCAUUCUCUUACCCAACAAACUUCUGGUGUCGAACGUUUAAAGAGGGGGAGAAGGGAAGACGAGGGAGCAGAAAAGUUGCCAUUUUGAGGUGGGAAGAAGGGAGGGCAGGGGAAGGAUGAGUAUGUACGGCCGUGAUCCAUGGGGCGGGCCACUGGAGAUCUCGCACGCCGACUCCGCCACCGAUGACGAUCGGAGCCGGAACCUGGACUCGGACCGGGCGGCGAUGUCGACCACGUCGCGGCAGCUGGAUGAGACGCAGCAGAGCUGGCUCCUCGCCGCGCCCGGGGACCAGGGGACGAAGAAGAAGAACAAGUACGUGGACCUGGGGUGCCUCAUCGUUAGCCGCAAGCUCUUUCUUUGGACCGUCGGCACCGUCGUCGCCACCGCCGUGCUGGCCGGGUUCAUCACCCUCAUCGUCAAGACCAUCCCCCGCCACCACCGGCCCCGCCCGCCCCCGGACAACUACACGCUCGCCCUCCACAAGGCGCUCAUGUUCUUCAACGCGCAGAGAUCCGGCCCAAUCCCCAAGCACAACAAUGUGUCGUGGAGGGGAAAUUCCGGGAUGAGGGAUGGCCUCUCCGAUCCGUCCUAUGGGAAGGGCCUGGUGGGCGGAUACUAUGAUGCGGGCGACGCCAUCAAGUUCAACUUCCCGGCCUCUUUCGCCAUGACCAUGCUCAGCUGGAGCGUGAUCGAGUACAGUGCCAAGUACGAGGCCGCCGGAGAACUCGGCCAUGUGAAGGAAAUCAUCAAGUGGGGCGCAGACUACCUCCUCAAGACCUUCAAUGCCUCCGCGGACACAAUCGACCGGAUCGCUGCCCAGGUUGGUCAGGGGGAUACUUCGGGAGGCACAACGCCGAACGACCAUUACUGCUGGAUGAGACCAGAGGACAUGGACUACCCGAGGCCAGUCUACGAGUGCCACAGUUGCUCGGAUCUCGCCGCCGAGAUGGCGGCUGCUCUGGCGGCAGCAUCCAUUGUGUUCAAGGACAGCAAGACCUACUCAAAGAAGCUUGUCCACGGUGCCACGACGCUCUUCAAGUUUUCGAGGGAUCAGAGGGGGCGGUACACCUCCGGUGGCUCUGAUGCAUCAUUCUUCUACAAUUCCACUAGUUAUUGGGACGAGUUCGUGUGGGGUGGAGCAUGGAUGUACCUUGCGACGGGCAAUGCCACUUACCUUAAACUAGCUACUCAUCCGACCCUCGCAAAGCAUGCAGGUGCAUUCUGGGGUGGUCCAGAUUAUGGAGUCUUCAGCUGGGACAACAAGCUCACCGGUGCUCAAGUGCUUCUCAGCAGACUGAGGCUGUUCCUGAGUCCAGGCUAUCCUUACGAAGAAAUAUUGAGAACCUUUCACAAUCAGACUGGAAUCAUCAUGUGCUCGUAUCUUCCAGUUUUUACCACCUUCAACAGGACACGAGGGGGUUUGAUACAGCUCAACCACGGAAGACCGCAGCCCCUUCAGUACGUAGUCAAUGCAGCUUUUCUUGCGGCCAUCUACAGUGAUUAUCUUGAAGCUGCUGAUACUCCAGGAUGGUAUUGUGGCCCAAAUUUCUUCUCGACGGGGGUUCUGCGUGAUUUUGCUAGGACUCAGAUUGACUAUAUAUUGGGAAAAAAUCCUCAAAAAAUGAGUUACGUUGUUGGAUUCGGAGCACAUUAUCCAAAGCAUGUUCAUCACCGAGGUGCAUCCAUCCCUAAGAACGGGGUAAAGUAUAAUUGCAAAGGUGGAUGGAAGUGGAGGGAUACCAAAAAGCCAAAUCCCAACACAAUCGUCGGUGCGAUGGUCGCUGGCCCUGAUAGACAUGAUGGCUUCCGAGAUGUUCGCACUAACUACAAUUACACCGAGCCAACGCUCGCAGGCAAUGCCGGCUUAGUUGCUGCCCUGGUGGCUUUGUCCGGUGAGGGCAAUGGAGUGGACAAGAACACUAUAUUCUCUGCGGUUCCACCGAUGUUUCCCACUCCGCCACCACCUCCAGCACCGUGGAAACCAUGAGCAAGAAGACAGCAGUUAUCGGCAUGCCACGAUCACAAUUAUAUGGAGAUCCAACGACAUGGAGAGCAAAGACAAAGCCUUGUGCCGCAAGUACCAUUUCCUCGUGCCACAAAUUCACAAAUGGAACGCAGCGCCUAUUUCUUUUUCGUCCGCAAUACAACUUCAUUUUUUGUGUCUACAGAUGUAAUAAUGUGUGUGAAAUUUCAACGGAUGCAAUUAGUUUAUUCCUUUA
Messenger RNA from Musa acuminata AAA Group (dessert banana), 2515 nucleotides. RefSeq names its product endoglucanase 9-like. Gene Ontology annotation, molecular function: hydrolase activity, hydrolyzing O-glycosyl compounds. The transcript has 6 exons. The coding region runs from base 412 to 2283 and encodes 623 amino acids. The record is from RefSeq and is a predicted model, not a curated record. Lineage: Eukaryota; Viridiplantae; Streptophyta; Magnoliopsida; Zingiberales; Musaceae. Gene Ontology annotation, biological process: carbohydrate metabolic process.